This is a messenger RNA of Lodderomyces theae, 675 nucleotides long. It is a transcript of the gene YRB1, whose product is annotated as Ran GTPase-binding protein. The coding region runs from base 1 to 675 and encodes 224 amino acids. The transcript has a single exon. Gene Ontology annotation, molecular function: GTPase activator activity. Gene Ontology annotation, biological process: protein import into nucleus. NCBI's taxonomy places the organism in Eukaryota, Fungi, Ascomycota, Pichiomycetes, Serinales, Debaryomycetaceae. Gene Ontology annotation, cellular component: nuclear pore; cytoplasm. The record is from RefSeq and is a predicted model, not a curated record.
AUGUCAGCCGAAGAAACGAAACCUACAUCAGAGGACAACUCAAUCCCCAAACCACCUACUUCUAAUGUAUUCUCCAUGUUUGGAGCCAAGAAGGAAAAGAAGGAUGAAAACCCACAGGACAGCAAGGACAAUGGAGUUUCCAAAUCCGACGACGGCAAAAAGGACAAGCAUGAAGACGAUAAGAAAUCUGCUGCUACUGAUGCCGAUGGUGAUGACAAAGACGCUGGUGCUGCGGAUGAAGAAGAACCAGAUGUCGAAUUCACCCCAGUUGUCCACUUGGACAAGAAAGUCGAGGUCAAGACCAACGAAGAGGACGAAGAUGUCGUAUACAAAGUGCGUGCCAAACUUUUCCGUUUCCAUGCCGAUACCAAGGAAUGGAAGGAAAGAGGUACUGGAGAUGUCAAGUUUUUGAAACACAAGACUACGGGCAAGACGAGAAUCUUGAUGAGAAGAGACAAGACUUUGAAGAUCUGUGCUAAUCAUUUGAUCCAAUCGGAUUAUGAGUUGAAGCCUAACAUUGGAUCCGAUAGAUCAUGGGUGUAUACUGUGACUGCUGAUGUUUCUGAAGGUGAACCUGAAGCUCAGACUUUGGCUAUUAGAUUUGGAAAUAAGGAGAAUGCCGAUUUGUUUAAGGAACAUUUUGAAAAAGCGCAAGCUGAAAGUAAGUCCAAUUGA